Molecule: messenger RNA, 1153 nt
Organism: Arabidopsis lyrata subsp. lyrata
Lineage: Eukaryota; Viridiplantae; Streptophyta; Magnoliopsida; Brassicales; Brassicaceae
Product: PRA1 family protein A3
Exons: 7
Coding region: 177-806 (209 amino acids)
Cellular component (GO): membrane
Source: RefSeq, a predicted model, not a curated record
AAAAAAAAAAAAAAACACAAAACCUGAGAACCAAAACAUCAGCACAGAAUCGAAAUCGCAGAAUCACUACUCUAGAAAUUCGAAUCCCAAAUUAAAAUCCCAAGUUCGUUCUUCUUCGAUUUCACAGAGCAGAUUAUUGUAUCUUAUUGUGUCUUCGUAGUUUCUGAAAGAGAGAGAUGGAUUGGGACAGCGUUGCUGCUGAGGAUGUGAUCGAGGCGUUAAGAGAGGUCGAAUGGUCGGCGAGUCCUCGUUCCUUGGCCGAGUUCUUCUCCAGAUUCGCGUUUCCUCGCUCUUUCUCUAAAUGGAUGAGCCGUCUCAAAUGCAAUCUCUACUACUAUAGGACGAAUUACUUCAUCCUCUUGAUUUGCGUUCUGGGUCUUGCACUUAUCACUCGACCUCUGGCAAUUCUUGGUGCUGCUCUUACAGCUUUAAGCUUAGCUUUCCUAAACGACAGUUUUGCAGCUACUUUUAAUGAGAAGAUGAUCCGGACCAUUAGGCAUUUUUCGCCACACUUAGCUGCCAAGAUGAGGCCUCCCCACAUGCCUGUCAUUCGUGGGCGAUCUGCAACUAGAAAGACAGUCUACAUUUGUGGCCAACCUCGUUUGGUAUUCGUGUUGAUUGGCUUAACCGCCAGUUUUGUCCUGUGGUUCAUGUCCUGCGGUUUGUUAUGGGUCCUCUAUGCAUUUACCACUGCCAUUCUCAUGAUACUUCUUCACGCAAGCCUGAGAACUCCAAACCUCAAGGCACGCUUGAACACAUUCCGUGAAGAAUUCAGGGCUGUCUGGCGUAACUACAGCGAACUCUAAGUCAACAGGAAGCAUUGAUUGGAUCUUGAAUCAAACCAAGCAGGAAAUCAAAGGUCUCAAGUAAGGACAUGAACUCCAAUGCCUUCCAUCAUGUGCACAAACACAAUGGCAGUUAUUCUUGUCUUCUAGUAGUAAGCUAUAAGGCCACUUAUCUGAUAACAGAUGCGGCUCUUUGUUCUAGUUAGUUGACUAGAACCACAAGGUUAAAUCGCAGACAAAAUAUAUAUAGUGUUGUGCUCUUUAGGUUCCAUUGUAAUGCUGCUCAACACAAAGUCUGUUGUAGUGAUACUAAUACUCUUUAGUCUUUACAGUGUGUUUAGUGAUUCAGCUUUAAAUAUCUUCCCUAA